CUGAGGGGUUCAGUAAGCCAGAAAAAUGAAAAUCGCAAUUUUUAUGCUACUUGUAAUUGCAUCGGCCUGGGCCGCGCCACAUACCAGAUCUGUCAAUGAAGAGCCUAGCGAUCAGCAACUUGUCAAAGCUGAGGAAGAAAUUGUCAUCGACGAUGAUGGUCGUUUCAGAAUGAGAUUAGUCGCCGAGGAUGGGACGACUAUCCAGGAAGAAGGAGUUCUCAUAGAGGAUCAAGAAACCGGAGAAAAUCGAAUUAUUGUUGAAUCCGGAAGAUAUACUUACAUCAGUGAAGACGAAGGACCCAUUGAACUUAUUUACAACGCAAACCAGCUCGGCGAUUACGAUAUCGUUGAAUAAAUCGAGAAAAUGGUGCCCAUCUCUGUCUCAAACCAGCCAUAAAGAAAUAAAUGAAUAAAUAACUGGAAGGAAAUAUCACCCGUAUAAACAUAAUUCAUAAUUGUAUACAUUUCAAGUUCCUCUUCAAGCAAGGAAGAGCGAAAGUCGC
This is a messenger RNA of Orussus abietinus, 503 nucleotides long. RefSeq lists its product as uncharacterized. The transcript has 3 exons. Lineage: Eukaryota; Metazoa; Arthropoda; Insecta; Hymenoptera; Orussidae. The record is from RefSeq and is a predicted model, not a curated record. Bases 26 to 355 code for a protein of 109 amino acids.